Molecule: messenger RNA, 702 nt
Organism: Hydra vulgaris (swiftwater hydra)
Lineage: Eukaryota; Metazoa; Cnidaria; Hydrozoa; Anthoathecata; Hydridae
Product: putative nuclease HARBI1
Source: RefSeq, a predicted model, not a curated record
AUGGUUUACUUUAUGGUGAUUAUAGGUGACACUUCUAAUGUAAGUCAGUCAAGCUGCAGUCGCAUAAUUCACCAAUUUUGCAAGUUUUUCAUUCAGCAUUAUUUUUACCUGGUAAAAUGGUAUGAUAAUCAAGAGGAGAUUGAUAAAGCCAAGAAAAAUUACUUUCAAUCACCUGGAGUUAAAGGUCUUCUUGGGAUAAUAGAUGGCACAAUGAUACAAAUCAAAGGAGUGUCUGGGGCUGACAAGCUAGCAUAUAUUUGCAGACUUGUGGGACUUUCUGGACAUUCAUCCAUAUUUUUUACUUCUACUUUUUUGAAAAGGAUAUUCUGCUUUAAACUGUCAAAGUAUGAUCCUAAUGCUGGUUUUCUUGUCGCUGACUCAGGGUAUGGAUUGUCUUCAGUCUUAAUUACACCGUUUAGCCAGCCAACAACACCAGAAGAAAUAUAUUUUUACAAAGUUCAUUGUCAAGUACGUAGUGAGUUUGAGCGAUGUAUAGGUCAUCUAAAAAACCGUUGGAGGUGUUUGCACAAAAUUGGUGGGACGCUUCAAUACACCCCUAGAUUAGAAGUUCCAGAUGACAUUGACUUUGAGUAUGACGAAGAUGAUGUUCAGCAUGAACUAACACAAGCAAACCAAGUUCGACUUGGUAUUGUAGGAAGAAACCAUGUAAAAAGCUAUAGAUUUGCAAAUCAAAGACGUUAA